Molecule: messenger RNA, 2859 nt
Organism: Aureobasidium namibiae CBS 147.97
Lineage: Eukaryota; Fungi; Ascomycota; Dothideomycetes; Dothideales; Saccotheciaceae
Exons: 5
Coding region: 1-2859 (952 amino acids)
Molecular function (GO): RNA binding
Source: RefSeq, a predicted model, not a curated record
AUGCCUCCAUACACUGCCGGCUCGGCGCACCUCGAUGCUCCAGAGUCGACCUCUGGCGUGGCUUCGGCCGCGAAGUCUGAAGAGGGUCGCGUCAUUGACGCGACCACUAUCAUUCAGCGCCAGAUCAACUUGGAUGCCGAGGCCUCGUCUGACCAAACCUCUCUUCCCGGACCUUCAGUCCUUGACCCCUUCGUCGAGGGCUUCAACAAGCGCAGACGCGUUGUGCACGAGACAACUCUGCAGCGCCUACCCCAGCAGCCUAGCAGUCACACCGGUUUUGGUAGUGAUUCUGUCAGAGCCUUGUUCAACUCUGAACCUUCUGUAGUCACAAGUGGUCAAGUUCAGCCCAACAGAAGCGCAAGCAUGUCCGUGUCAUCCAUGGCCAUGAGCGGCGGUCCUGGUUUCUCCCACGAUCUUACCGGCCUUUCUGACCCUCGCGAGUCUGUCCACCAGACCGGUCCUCUCAACGCACUGUCUGCUUCUUCCAGUGUCGCCAACAACACCGGCAAGCUUGCCGACUUCGAUCAUACCCAGACUCCUGGAAACAUGUCCUGUGGCAGCAAGCUCUCAAGUAUGCCGUUCGCUCCUCAGGCUACGGGCUUCAUGAUUCCUGGCCUCGGCGCUCUGUUCAAGCCUCUCGAUCUUGCUAGCAGCAAGAAGGCUUCGGUCUCUCUUCCCUUCAAGACAAGUGCCUCUGUGCUUGAAUCUCAGUCCCACAAUGGUGGUAUUGCCCCAGACGUCUCGGGUUUCACUCAGCAGACUGCCUCAGCCACUACCAACAAUUCUGUUGCCCAGAUGCAGCAAAAUGCCGGUGGUGAAACUGCUCAUCAGCACAAUGCCUUCGACAUGAGCCCAUCCAAGCAAGACUCAAGCGUCAUGGCUGCCGCCACUCAGGUCGAGAAGUCUGUGGCCCAUGGUUCUGCCUCAUCUGAUACUCCCGUUACUCCCAAGAAAUCGCAGGUCACCACCUCUCCUUCUGGUGCCAUCAAGGAGUCAGACUAUGUCCGCCCUUCUGGAUCUCCUCAUGUCUGGAUCGAGAAGCAGACAGCUCGCACUUUCAAGCCUCUUCGUGCUCAGAACAACCACCGCUCUUUCGAAACCUUUAAUGGAGCGCACUCAAUUCUCAGCGGAAUGAAUCCCGACCACUACUGCAUGCCCUACGGUCUAACCUUGUCAAAGUCGCAAGUGGUUGCUAUCAAGUGCCCCAACCUUGACGACAUUCUCAUGUCUCACCAGACCGGAUUCUGGGCCACCAACCAGAAUGUCAUGUCACGCAUCAUGGAUCUUCACAACAGUCGUGAGGACCCAUCCAUGAAGACACUGUUCCUCUGGUCGAUUCCCGGCAGCAAGCAUUUUUGCGGUCUUUCUGAGCUUCAGGCCUUCAACCCCAACAUCAAGACCGAUUUCUGGGACAAGGAGACUGGCAAGUGGACCAAACUUCAAGGCUCUAUGAUGAUCCAAUGGAUCCACUGCAAGUUGGUCGCCUACGAUGAGGUCAUCCCACUCGUGGAGGGUAAGAUCGACCAGGGAUCCAUCACUCAGAUGUGGAACGGCAUGUACUACACCGAAGCAACUGGUCGUGAAGUCGUCAAGGCCUAUGUCGAGGCACCCCACGUCGAGAACCUGCUUGCCGCUCCUACCACAGAGUUCUUCCGUCGCGCUAUGGAGAACAGCAAGAUUGCCACAGUCCCUCCCAUGGGCCCCAAAUUCUUCGGUCGUGGCGGUAACCGCGGUCGUGGUACCUACAGAUCCGGCCGCAGAGGAGCCUUCGAGAACGGCAAGCCUGACAGCAGAGCCCAGCCUGCAUCGGUGCCAGGCUCAGCCUCUAAGCAGGAGCGUAACGAGUACAGUUCCAGUCUUCAGAUCACCGCUACAGCGCCCGAGCACUUCCGCGACCGUGGCAAGCCUGAACUCAAGAUGAUGCCUGUCCUCCACUACGCCGAUGGCACCAUGACCACUGCACCAGACCUGAACGGAAAUAUUAUUCCCGUCACUGACUGUGGAACUCUUACUGGCAUGCAGACCUCUCGCGCCGAGAGAUCCAACUCUCUGACUCAGGCUCAGGCCCAGAGCUCUCGUGCCGUAAGAUCGAACUCUGUGGUUCAAGCUCAAAAUGUCCACAGCGUUCAGGGCUCUCAUGCCGAGCCCUUCAACUCGCUGGCUCAGAUGCAUGGUUCCCGCGUCGAAGAGUCCGACUCUCUGGCUCAAACCAAGAGCGGCUACACCUUGCAGAGCUCCAACCAGCCUCCUGUGCUGAUCCCGUCUGCCACUGUUGGCACCAGCGUUGAUGCCGGUGCGCCUAUCAUCCAGCACAAGUCUGGUUCAAUCUUCAACGAUGCCACCUACAGAAACUCUUUCGAGAUGGCCGCUCCUCCUAAGCCUUCUACUGCUGCUCAGCAUGCUUCUGCAUCUAACGUGGCACACCACGGUUUCAGCACUCCUCGAACCAUGCGCACCACCGACCGCUUUGUCAACAAUGUCGAUACCUGGUCGUACAGCAGCUCAACUCCCACUCAGGCCAUUCAGCCCAAGACGCCUGUCAGCCAGUCACGCAGUUCGUAUGAGCUGUCUACCAGCCCCUUGGACACUUCGUCCUACGGUAGAUCCACUCCUCACGGCGUUCUCCUCGCCAUCACGCCUAGCCGUAUUGGUUCCCGCGGCAAGGCCACUACCUAUGGCUUUGGCCAGGUCCCCGAGAAGCUUCGCACCCCUGACAGCAGUCCUUUGGCCGCCAGAAUCCAGCUUGCUCAGCAGUCGGACACUCCUCGCUCAGCCUUCAGACUUGGUCAGGCUGAUGAGGGCCAGGAAGAGAACAAGCUCAAGCCCAACUGGGUCUCGAUGCUUGUCGACAACGAGUAA